Molecule: messenger RNA, 2503 nt
Organism: Pseudoliparis swirei
Lineage: Eukaryota; Metazoa; Chordata; Actinopteri; Perciformes; Liparidae
Gene: dhodh
Product: dihydroorotate dehydrogenase
Exons: 9
Coding region: 67-1374 (435 amino acids)
Biological process (GO): 'de novo' pyrimidine nucleobase biosynthetic process; pyrimidine ribonucleotide biosynthetic process
Cellular component (GO): cytoplasm; mitochondrial inner membrane
Molecular function (GO): dihydroorotate dehydrogenase activity
Source: RefSeq, a predicted model, not a curated record
GUGUGUUUGUGUAACAUGUUAGGAAAUCCAUCCAAUGCCCUUUAAUGCAAUGACAUAACUGCGUCCAUGGCGGGACAUCUGAAGAAGCAGCUAAAAGAUGCAGUGAAGAUCCUUGGCUCGGGGAGCCUUCUCUUGGCCUCCUACCUCACUGCAGUUGGAGAUGAGCGUUUCUAUACCAAUCAGCUGAUGCCCCUGCUGCAGAGGAUUGUGGGAGCAGAGACGGCGCAUGUGUUGGCGGUGAAGGUGAUUGGUCUGGGUCUGGUUCCUCUGAACCGCUACCAGGACCCUGCUUCAUUGGAAGUGAACGUCCUGGGAAUAAAGUUUAGAAACCCCAUUGGGAUUGCAGCGGGCUUCGACAAGCACGCAGAGGCCGUAGACGGGUUGUACAAGGUGGGUUUUGGCUUUGUUGAAGUGGGCUCAAUCACUCCCAAACCUCAGGAGGGGAACCCCAAACCACGCGUGUUUCGACUCAGUUCAGAUCAUGCAAUUAUUAACAGAUAUGGAUUCAACAGCUGUGGUUUGGCAGAAGCUCAACAGAGGCUCGAGGCCAGGAGAGACGCACAGCAACAGAGAAGUGAAGCUGGCCUUCCCCUGGGCAUCAACCUGGGAAAGAACAAGCUGUCCCAGGACGCAGGGGCAGAUUACUUGGAGGGGUUGAGAGCGCUGGGCCCGCUGGCUGACUACCUGGUGGUCAACAUCAGCAGCCCGAAUACGCCAGGUCUCCGGGACCUACAGGGGAAGGCUGAGCUCCGCCAGCUCCUACAUACGGUGUUGAAGGAGCGUAAUGCGCUGCAGGGAGAACGCAAACUACCGGUCCUGGUAAAGAUCGCUCCUGACCUCACUUCCCAGGACAAACAAGACAUUGCUGAUGUCGUCACUGAGCUGGGAGUGGAUGGUUUAAUGGUGUCUAACACCACAGUGUCCAGACCAGAAACGCUUCAGGAUUCAAAUAAGUCUGAGGUCGGUGGUCUGAGCGGCCAGCCUCUCAAAGACCUCUCUACUAGCACCGUGAGAGAGAUGUACCACCUCACUAAAGGUAAAGUACUGAUCGUUGGAAUUGGUGGUGUGGCCAGUGGGCAGGAUGCCUUGGAUAAGAUCCGUGCCGGUGCUUCACUGGUUCAGCUUUACACAGCUCUGACUUACCAGGGUCCGCCUGUCGUGACGAAGAUCAAGCGAGAAUUGGAACAGCUUCUUAAAGAACAAGGCUUCAGCAGCGUAUCAGAGGCCGUUGGAGCAGAUCACCGGGGAGCAGACAAGUCGUCUCACAAGCAGAGCCUGCUGAAAGAGAUGGUACAUGUCAAAGUAGACACACAGCACCUGUUGCUGCCGUCUCCUCCAUCAGGCCAUGUUACCCUCCACGUUCAGGAACUGUGAUGAAUCCUGAAUUAUUGCGACUGUCCAGCCGUCUGCCUUAAUUUCAGGAUGAAAUAUGGUCCGAGCUGGUGGCUGUUUAUAUUUUCUGCAAUUGUGAUGCGAAAAUGCUGAAGGGCAUCUCACCUCCACUUGAACAUUAUGGGGACGUUGUUAAUGAAAAACGUUGAUGUUGUAUUAGCUGAGGUGUGUUUGGAACUGAUUCAGACGUUCAUCCUUUGUUACAGUGUAACAACAAAAAGUGUUUGUCAAGUGCAUACUGACACCAAAGUGUAAACAAACUAACCUCAAAAACUAUUGAGAAAAUAAUCUGACGCGAUGUUAUUUAGAUAAUAUAACAAAUUUAAAUCUCUGUUUAGGAAUACAGAGCUCCCAUCUAAGAAUAGGGUAUUUGCAUAAAAAUAAGAUUGUCCCAUCCCUGGCAACUGAGAAACACUAUAUUUCCUUGAUCAAACUGUAUUUACGAAUUAUUUGUUUCAUUUGUUUUGUCAGUUGUCAUCAUACUACUAUUAUGAUGCUUUUUAAAGAAGUUAUCUGUGUCCACAUGUGAGAAAAUAACAACACCUUCAACUGGAGCUUUGAUUUUUUUGUUAUUUCUAUAAUACUGAAUUAUCACUUUAUGUGUUUUGACGGAACUGAGUCAUAAGAACUUCUGUGUUGUCCUGGACUCCAGAGGAUGAACCACACCAGGGCUCGAUGGUCACUUCUCUUCUUUUACUAUCUCAACAUCUGUUGGUCAGAUGAGGAUACGAUGACCACUUAAUGCUUCUCAGAGGAAGAAUUGGGAUUUAUUUCCUGUUCGCAAUCCUUGAGUUAUCAUGUGUGCAUUGUGCUGUGAGAUUAUCCCUACAUUGUGCGUUUGGUGAGGUUAAGUCGAGCUGUUUGAACCAUCCUUUUCUUGCUGCAACAAAAGACCUUGAAGCUGGUGAGAGAAAUGUGUCCCUGUUGGAGAGUCACAUUCUGCCUGUUUGGAGUAAUGUACUUCAAUCUGAAUGUGCUUGUACGGUGUGCCAUCCUUUAGAUUACAGGUUUGUUCCAGUGUGUCAACAUGUGUUGAGGUGAAUCAAUCACACAGACCGGAAAAUAUGCUUUGAGGUACAACUUUAAUAAAAGCAGAAGAAAAACAAGGUUA